This is a messenger RNA of Phyllopteryx taeniolatus (common seadragon), 1790 nucleotides long. RefSeq names its product DNA meiotic recombinase 1 (gene dmc1). Lineage: Eukaryota; Metazoa; Chordata; Actinopteri; Syngnathiformes; Syngnathidae. Gene Ontology annotation, cellular component: nucleus; condensed nuclear chromosome. Gene Ontology annotation, biological process: mitotic recombination; chromosome organization involved in meiotic cell cycle; reciprocal meiotic recombination. The coding region runs from base 397 to 1425 and encodes 342 amino acids. The record is from RefSeq and is a predicted model, not a curated record. Gene Ontology annotation, molecular function: ATP hydrolysis activity; ATP-dependent DNA damage sensor activity; single-stranded DNA binding. The transcript is spliced from 13 exons.
GGUAGUGCUCCAUUACGAUGGCUGCCAGCCGCCUUUAAAAGAAAAACAAUUAGAAAAUUCCCUUUGCCACGAACGUAUCAUCACCGAGCCUUCCUUUCCCGCCGUUCACUUGAACUUUAAUUGCUUACUGUUUCCUAAAUUUCGUACAUUCAUUCUUACCAGUAGCUAAUGAGCUUCUCAUGAAGCAAGGUCACAUGUACCAUUUACAUUUCUACAUGAUUAAUAUUUGCAGUACUUACGAAUAAGUUUUUUUGUUGUUAGACUUUGAUAUACCAACACAGAGUCUUUUGCUAAUUUCGGAAGAUUAUUUUACCUCGGCUAAAGCUAGUCGAGCUUUCGUGGCUAAAACCUGGUUUUCGAAAAUCCCCACAACGUUGUAACCACACAGCAUUCACAAUGAAAGUCUCAGAGGAUCAAGUUGUUGAAGAGGAUGCUACAUUUCAGGAUGAGGAGGAUUCUUUUUUCCAAGACAUUGACCUUCUGCAAAAACAUGGCAUAAAUAUGGCAGACAUAAAAAAAAUGAAGACAGUGGGCAUCUGCACUGUUAAGGGAAUCCAAAUGACGACUCGCAAGGCGUUGUGCAACAUUAAGGGAUUGUCGGAAGCAAAAGUGGAAAAAAUCAAGGAGGCUGCUGGGAAGAUGCUGAAUGUUGGUUUCCAGACUGCCUUUGAGUACAGUGCCAAGAGGAAGCACGUUUUCCACAUCACAACCGGGAGUCAGGAGUUUGAUAAACUGUUGGGUGGAGGAAUGGAGAGUAUGGCUAUCACAGAAGCCUUUGGUGAGUUCCGUACGGGAAAAACACAGCUCUCCCAUACACUUUGUGUCACUGCUCAGCUGCCAGGAGAAGAUGGCUACUCAGGCGGGAAGGUCAUCUUUAUCGACACAGAGAACACCUUUCGCCCAGACAGACUGAGAGACAUUGCUGAAAGGUUUAAUGUGGACCAUGAUGCUGUCCUUGACAAUGUUCUUUAUGCCCGGGCCUACACAAGUGAACAUCAGAUGGAGCUAUUGGACUUUGUAGCGGCCAAAUUCCAUGAAGAAGGAGGGGUCUUCAAGCUUCUGAUUAUUGACUCCAUCAUGGCUCUGUUCAGAGUGGAUUUCUCGGGCCGAGGUGAGUUGGCUGAGAGGCAGCAGAAACUGGCCCAGAUGCUCUCCAGACUGCAGAAGAUCUCUGAAGAGUACAAUGUUGCUGUGUUUGUGACCAACCAAAUGACUGCUGAUCCUGGUGCAGGGAUGACAUUCCAAGCUGAUCCCAAGAAGCCAAUCGGCGGCCACAUCCUGGCCCAUGCUUCCACCACAAGGUUGAGCUUGAGGAAGGCACGCGCCGAGAUGAGAAUUGCCAAAAUAUUUGACAGCCCAGAUAUGCCUGAAAAUGAGGCCACUUUUGCCAUCACAGCUGGAGGAAUUACUGAUGCUAAAGAGUGAAAGAUAAACAGAUACAAUGUUAGCACAGUUAGAUGUUCCCUUUUGUUUUUGUAUUAAAAAACAAUAUAUAUUAGAGCAGUUAGCUGUUCCCUUCUAGUAAUUUAGGGUAUUUUUAAGACUUCUGUUGCACGUUGCAGUGUAUAUUCUGUUUGUAUUGUUAGGAUCAUGUCAUCUUGUUUGUGAUUUGACACAAUAAAGAGGAGAUGGUCUUGAAUGUAAAUAAAUGGUCUCAUUGUUACGAGGUGGUCCUCGGUUUAUGACGGCCCCAACAUACGACAUUUCAAGCUUAUAAAGAGCAUUAGGCGUAAACAGUUACCACCGUAGUUACUGUUUGUCCAUGUACCAUUUUCACAUUUAUGGCUUAG